Plasmodium gonderi is the source of this 1077-nucleotide messenger RNA. RefSeq names its product variable surface protein. The transcript is spliced from 3 exons. The record is from RefSeq and is a predicted model, not a curated record. Lineage: Eukaryota; Apicomplexa; Aconoidasida; Haemosporida; Plasmodiidae. The coding region runs from base 1 to 1077 and encodes 358 amino acids.
AUGUUCUACAUUUUUUUAAGCGUAGAAAUAGAAUUCCCUGAUUUACCCUCAUAUAAGAGAUAUAAUGAAAUGAAUAAAGAAGAAAAUUUAAUGGAUAUAAAUGGGGAAUGUGUUAAAUUAGGAUUAAAUAACAAUAAUAUUAUAAAGUUCUGUAAACGUAUUGUCACGUUUUUAAUAGAGGCAUCUACGAUCCCCUGGCACGAACAAAAAAGCUAUUGUUAUUUCUUUCACCAUUGGUUUUUUGAUAAUAUACGAAAAUUUUAUUGUGCAGAGAAUAUAAAUAACAAACAAGUUGUCGAUAAACUUAUUGGUAUGGUGUCAUCUCUUAGUUCAAAAUAUUCUAUUGAUUCAUCUUGCAAUUGCGCUUUUUCAGGAACUCCGUUAGUCUGGAAAGAAGAGAAGGAUUUACACGAUUAUCAUGUAAAUUUUAAAUAUAUUAAUUGUAAUAAUGAAAAUGAAAAAAAAUGUGAAAAAUAUGUGGAAUAUAUCACCUAUAUUAAAAGCAUAUAUGAAAAGAAAGAAAAUUUUGAUCCAUUGAAAUUUAAACAAGAUUUUUGUUAUGCCUAUAUUGACUGUGAUUAUGAUUUUAACCCCAAUAUAUUAUUAAAUAUAUUAGAAGCAAAAUUGCAAAUAAUAAAUAAAACUAAGAAUAAAGUAAGCAAUGGUACAAGUGAAUCUAUUACAUUUUUUCAUGAUAUUGCAGAAACUAUAAAUAAAUUAAUAAAAUCAGAUUAUUUAACCUCCUUAUUCCUAGGUGCUUCAAUAAUGGGAACUAUUAUUUACCUUUUCUAUAAUUUUAAUUACUCCUUUAUGACUAUGUUAUAUAUUAUUUAUGGGUUUUUUUAUUUAUUUUAUUUUUCGUAUUAUUCUACUACAUUUGGGUCACAGAUGCAUAAAAGGGGUUUAAAGAAAAAAAGAAUUAGCAGAUAUAAUUAUGGUAAACUUCUAAAUGAAUUAUCAGAGGAUGAAUUAUCAGUGGAUGUAUUAUCAGUGGAUGAAUUAGAAUCUUUAUUUGAAUAUCCUCAAGAGAGGAGAUCAUUUAUAUCCUAUCAUACUGGACGUGUUCAUUUUGAUUAA